AUGAACAUGCACGCAGUCAUAGAUUUUUACGAAAGGGAUCGAGCACAUGUGCUUUUAGAUCCGGGGACAUGCGCUCAGUCUGUUUUGCAGUCAGUUGUAUUUACUCAGUCUUGUAUUUCCGAAGACGCACACCCGUCCUUGCUCGACACGGGCGCUCAUCCACUCAAUUUAGCCUGGGAACAACAAGCGAAAGAACCGACAACCAACCCCCAACAACCGACAUCCAACACCCUACAACCGACAUCCAACACCCAACAACCGACAACCGACAUCCAACACCCAACACCCAACAUCCAACAACCGACAACCGGCAACCAACACCCAACAACCGACAACCAAUACACAACACCCAACAACCGACAUCCAACACCCAACAACCGACACCCAACACCCAACAACCGACAACCGAUACCCAACACCCAACAAACCGACAAACCAACCGACAACCAACACCCCCAACAACGACACCCGACAACCGAUACACAAUACCCAACAACCUACAAUCGACAACCGGCACCCAACACCCGACAGCCGACAUCCAACACCCAACAACCGACACCCACAACACCCAACAACCGACCACCGACAUACCAACACCAACAACGACACCCAACACCCAACAACCGACAACCGACACCCAUCAACCAACACCCAACAACCGACACCCGACACCCGACAACGACAACGACAACCGGCACCCAACACCCGACAGCCGACAUCCAACACCCAACAACCGACAACCACACCAACAACCCGACAGCCGACAUCCAACACCGACAGCCGACAACCGACACCCAACACCCGAUAGCCGACAACCGACACCCGACAACUAACACCCAACACCCGACAACCGACACACAACACCUGACACCCAAGAACCGAUACACAACACCCAACACCCGACAACCAGCAUCCGACAACCGAUACACAACAACCAACACCCGACAACCGAAAUCCAACACCCGACAGCCGACACCCAACGCCCGACAACCGAUACACAACACCCAACAUACACAACACCCAACAACCGACACCCGACAACCGAUACAACAACACCCAACAACCGAACCCGACAACCGAUACACAACACCCAACAACCGAUACACAACGACACCGACAACCCACAACACCCAACAACCGACUAACACGACACCCGACAACCGAUACACAACACCCAACAACCGACACCCGACAACCGAUACACAACACCCAACAACCGACACCCGACAACCGAUACACAACAACCAACAUCCAACAUCCAACACCCAACAGCCGACACCCAACAACCGGCAACCGACAACCCACAACCGAUACACAACACCCAACACCCGACAACUGAUACACAACACCCAACACCCAACACCCGACAACCGACAACCAACACCCGACAAUCGACAACCAACAAUCAAUACCUGA
Molecule: messenger RNA, 1416 nt
Organism: Penaeus vannamei (Pacific white shrimp)
Lineage: Eukaryota; Metazoa; Arthropoda; Malacostraca; Decapoda; Penaeidae
Source: RefSeq, a predicted model, not a curated record